Molecule: messenger RNA, 6509 nt
Organism: Corvus hawaiiensis (hawaiian crow)
Lineage: Eukaryota; Metazoa; Chordata; Aves; Passeriformes; Corvidae
Gene: PTPRK
Product: protein tyrosine phosphatase receptor type K
Exons: 35
Coding region: 109-4590 (1493 amino acids)
Biological process (GO): protein dephosphorylation
Cellular component (GO): membrane
Molecular function (GO): protein binding; protein tyrosine phosphatase activity
Source: RefSeq, a predicted model, not a curated record
GUCUCCUGGCGAGGCGCCGCGGCGAGAGGGGAGGUCGAGCUGCGCUCCGCCCGCCGCCGCGGGCCGGGGCAGCCCCGGCCUCUUUCAGAAACUUCUCCGCAAGUCGGUAUGGGCAGGGGGGCCGGCGCCGCCGCCUCGCUGCCGCUGCUGGCGGCGCUCGCCCUGCUGGCCGGCAGCUCGCCCGCCCUGCUCGGGGCGGCCCGGGCCCAGCUCUCGGCAGGAGGAUGCACAUUUGAUGAUGGUCCUGGGCCCUGUGACUACCACCAAGACCUGUAUGAUGAUUUCGACUGGGUGCAUGUCAGUGCUCAAGAGCCUCACUAUUUGCCACCUGAAAUGCCUCAAGGAUCAUAUAUGAUAGUGAUUUCCUCAGACCAUGACCCCGGAGAAAAGACUCGACUUCAGCUUCCAACAAUGAAAGAAAACGAUACUCACUGCAUCGAUUUCAGCUACCUUCUGUACAGCAAGAAUGGAGGAAACCCAGGCACUUUGAAUAUCCUCGUUAGGGUGAACAAAGGACCACUGGCUAACCCCAUCUGGAAUGUCACUGGCUCCACCGGCAAAGACUGGCUUCGAGCAGAGUUGGCUGUCAGCACUUUCUGGCCGAAUGAGUAUCAGGUAAUAUUUGAAGCUGAAGUCUCAGAUGGAAGAAAUGGCUACAUUGCCAUUGAUGACAUCCAGGUCCUGAGUUACCCUUGUGAUAAAUCUCCACAUUUUUUGAGGCUGGGGGAUGUAGAGGUCAAUGCAGGGCAGAAUGCUACCUUUCAGUGCAUUGCUACAGGGAGAGAUGCAGUGAAUAACAAGUUAUGGCUCCAGAGAAGAAAUGGAGAAGAUAUUCCAGUUGCUCAGACUAAAAAUAUCAAUCACAGAAGAUUUGCAGCUACCUUUAAGUUGCAAGAGGUGACAAAAACCGAUCAGGAUUUAUACCGCUGUGUAACUCAGUCAGAGAGAGGUUCCGGAGUGUCAAACUUUGCUCAACUUAUUGUUCGAGAGCCACCUCGGCCAAUAGCACCCCCGCAGCUGCUGGGCGUUGGGCCUACAUACUUGCUCAUCCAGCUGAAUGCCAACUCGAUCAUUGGGGAUGGCCCCAUUAUCCUGAAAGAAGUGGAGUACCGGAUGACGUCCGGGACCUGGACCGAGACCCAUGCAGUCAACGCACCAACGUACAAGCUCUGGCACCUGGACCCUGACACCGAAUAUGAGAUUCGGGUCCUGCUCACCAGACCGGGCGAAGGUGGGACGGGGCAGCCAGGACCACCACUCAUCACCAGGACCAAGUGUGCUGAACCUAUGAGAACCCCAAAAACACUGAAGAUUGCUGAGAUACAGGCCAGACACAUCGCCGUGGAUUGGGAAUCUCUGGGCUACAACAUCACUCGUUGCCAUACUUUCAAUGUCACUAUAUGCUACCACUACUUCUGUGGACACAAUGAGAGCAAAGCAGAUUGCUUGGACAUGGACCCCAAAGCACCUCAGCACGUUGUGGAUCGUUUGCCUCCCUACACAAAUGUCAGCCUCAAAAUGAUCUUAACCAACCCAGAAGGGAGGAAGGAAAGCGAGGAAACCAUUAUCCAGACAGAUGAAGAUGUGCCAGGCCCUAUACCUGCCAAAUCAGUGAAAGGAACUCCUUUUGAAGAUAAGAUCUUCCUCAACUGGAAGGAACCUGUGGAUCCAAAUGGCAUCAUUACUCAGUAUGAGGUCAGCUAUAGCAGUAUACAGUCGUUUGAUCCUGCAGUUCCAGUGGCAGGACCUCCACAAACAGUGUCAAAGCUGUGGAACAGCACACACCACGUCUUCUCCCACCUGCACCCUGGUACUACUUACCAGUUCUUCAUACGUGCAAGCACUGUCAAAGGGUUUGGACCAGCAACUACGAUCAAUGUAACAACCAACAUCUCAGCUCCCACUUUACCAGACUAUGAAGGAGUCGAUGCAUCUCUCAAUGAAACUGCUACUACAAUAACUGUACUCUUGAGACCUGCACAGGCCAAAGGUGCACCUAUCAGUGCCUACCAGAUUGUUGUUGAAGAGCUGCACCCGCACCGAACAAAGCGAGAAACUGGUGCCAUGGAGUGCUACCAAAUCCCUGUCACCUAUCAGACUGCUCUUAGUGGAGGGUCACCGUAUUACUUUGCUGCUCAGCUUCCCCCAGGAAACCUGCCAGAGCCAGCCCCCUUUACUGUGGGUGACAACAGGACUUACCAGGGUUUCUGGAACCCCCCGCUGGCUCCUCGGAAAGGCUACAACAUCUAUUUCCAGGCCAUGAGCAGCGUCGAGAAGGAAACCAAAACUCAGUGUGUUCGAAUAGCUACAAAAGCAGCAGCAACAGAAGAACCUGAGGUGAUUCCAGAUCCAGCUAAACAAACAGAUCGAGUGGUGAAAAUAGCAGGAAUAAGUGCUGGAAUUCUGGUAUUCAUCCUACUUCUCCUUGUUGUCAUAUUGAUCGUCAAAAAAAGAUAUAUUACUUGGAGAAGAAACGUCUGCAUUAGAAACAUUAGGAGGAGCUACUAUUCUUACUCCUACUAUCUGCUGGGCAGCAAACUUGCAAAGAAGCGCAAGGAUGCCAUGGGAACCACCCGCCAGGAGAUGACCCACAUGGUGAAUGCCAUGGACAGGAGUUACGCCGACCAGAGCACUCUGCAUGCAGAGGAUCCCCUGUCAAUCACAUUUAUGGACUCUCAUAACUUCAGCCCCAGAUUGCCCAAUGAUCCACUUGUGCCGACAGCUGUGUUAGUGCCUAUUACUGAUGAAAAUCACAGUGCAACAGCAGAGUCCAGCCGACUCCUGGAUGUCCCUCGUUAUCUCUGCGAAGGCACAGAAUCCCCGUACCAGACUGGGCAGCUGCACCCUGCCAUCAGGGUGGCUGAUCUCCUGCAGCAUAUUAACCUAAUGAAGACCUCUGACAGCUAUGGAUUUAAAGAGGAGUAUGAGAGUUUCUUUGAGGGGCAGUCAGCUUCUUGGGAUGUCGCUAAGAAGGAUCAAAACAGAACAAAGAACCGCUAUGGAAACAUUAUAGCAUAUGACCACUCCAGGGUGAUUUUGCAACCUGUUGAAGAUGAUCCAUCUUCAGAUUACAUUAAUGCCAACUACAUAGAUAUUUGGCUGUACAGGGAUGGAUAUCAGAGACCAAGUCACUACAUUGCAACCCAAGGUCCAGUUCAUGAGACUGUGUAUGACUUUUGGAGAAUGAUAUGGCAGGAGCAGUCAGCUUGUGUUGUGAUGGUCACAAAUUUAGUGGAAGUUGGAAGAGUCAAGUGUUACAAGUACUGGCCUGACGACACUGAAGUUUAUGGCGACUUCAAAGUGACUUGUGUAGAGAUGGAGCCCCUCGCGGAAUAUGUUGUCAGGACCUUCACUCUGGGAAGGAGAGGCUACAAUGAAAUCCGUGAAGUUAAACAGUUUCAUUUCACUGGCUGGCCAGAUCAUGGAGUUCCUUACAAUGCCACAGGCCUGCUUUCCUUUAUACGGAGAGUCAAAUUAUCUAACCCUCCUAGUGCAGGGCCUAUUGUUGUCCAUUGCAGUGCUGGUGCUGGACGGACAGGUUGUUAUAUCGUGAUCGAUAUCAUGUUAGAUAUGGCAGAAAGAGAAGGUGUGGUGGAUAUCUACAACUGUGUCAAAGCUUUACGGUCCCGGCGCAUCAACAUGGUACAAACUGAGGAGCAGUACAUCUUUAUUCACGAUGCCAUUCUAGAAGCUUGCCUGUGUGGAGAAACUGCUAUUCCUGUCUGCGAAUUCAAAGCUGCUUAUUUUGAUAUGAUUAGAAUAGACUCUCAGACAAACUCUUCACAUCUCAAAGAUGAGUUUCAGACCCUGAAUUCUGUGACCCCUCGCCUGCAGGCGGAGGACUGCAGCAUUGCCUGCUUGCCAAGGAACCACGACAAGAACCGCUUCAUGGAUAUGCUGCCACCUGACAGAUGUCUGCCUUUCUUAAUUACUAUUGAUGGGGAGAGCAGCAACUACAUCAAUGCUGCUCUUAUGGACAGCUACAGGCAGCCAGCAGCUUUUAUUGUCACACAACACCCUUUACCAAACACUGUGAAAGAUUUCUGGAGAUUAGUGUAUGACUAUGGCUGUACUUCUCUUGUGAUGCUAAAUGAAGUCGACUUAGCACAGGGCUGCCCACAAUACUGGCCUGAGGAAGGGAUACUGCGGUACGGCCCCAUCCAAGUGGAAUGCAUGUCGUGUUCAAUGGACUGUGACGUCAUAAACCGAAUUUUCAGGAUAUGCAAUUUAACAAGACCACAAGAAGGUUAUCUGAUGGUCCAGCAAUUCCAGUAUUUGGGAUGGGCUUCUCACAGAGAUGUACCAGCUUCCAAGAGAUCCUUCUUGAAGUUAAUUCUUCAAGUUGAAAAAUGGCAAGAGGAAUGUGAAGAAGGGGAGGGCCGGACCAUCAUCCAUUGCCUAAACGGCGGUGGCCGGAGCGGGAUGUUCUGUGCCAUUGGCAUUGUGGUUGAGAUGGUGAAAAGGCAGAAUGUGGUGGACGUUUUCCAUGCUGUGAAGACCUUGCGGAACAGUAAGCCCAACAUGGUAGAAACUCCGGAGCAAUAUCGUUUCUGCUACGAUGUUGCACUGGAGUACCUGGAAUCCUCUUAGUCGGAAGGGAUGUGGCGAAGUUCACCAAAUAUAUGAAUCUCAGUAAGCUGUUUUGACAACAGUUCUUGAUCCUGUGAAGAAAGAUUUUAGGGGAAGAAGGGGGUGGGAGGGAUUUUAAAUUUUAAAUGCAAAGUAUUUUUCUUAUGAAGUUGUGUAUCUUAAUAAAAGAACUCAAUCUGUUUCUAUGCUUGUAUACAGUAUCAACAUUUAGUGCCACAUAAAUACUAUUUAAUGAAACCCAGAGUCAGAAGAGAUUUGCGCAAAUUAGACCUUCUCGUGUGUGUAUAUGCAGCCGUCUCUCAAAUGCAGUAGAGCGACCAUCUGUUGCAUGUAUCAAUAUUUCCUAUAUGGUAUUAAUUUUUUUUCUUUUGAUACAUUGUUAAAGUACAAUAACAGUGCAGAUUGAUAGUAAGGUUCAUUCUUUAUACGUUUCAAGUGUUGCAUAUAUAUAUAUUAUGUAUAGUAAAAGAAAAACUGGCUUAUUUUGUUUUAAUGUGCAAUGAUGGCUGGAUCACAUAAAGAUCUUUAUAAAGAAACUUAAAUAUAAGCCAAAGACUCAAGUGUAAAUAUGUCUAUAUGGAGAAAGCACAUGUAUUUAUUGUUUACUUGCAUUCCUUUUUUGAUGGCUGAAAAAAAGAAGAACCAUUUUUCUUGAAGAAAGCUUUUUUUGCUGAAAUCAAGUGUAAACAAUUUUUGUAGUUUAUUUUUUGUAUGUUUUAGUGUAAGUAGAAGACAUACUUUUUAUGCAUAGACCAAGAAACAUUGGUAUAGUGGUUUUGUUGUGUACAUGCUUGUGAUUCAAAUUCAUGUAAACAACUUGAUUAUAGAAGGUCUUUAAGUACAGGACCAAAAUCUAAACAUUUUCCUGAAAGUGUAUAGUUUUUCACAGUUGCAUUAGUUAAGUACUGAUCAAAAAACUAUGUAAGGAAGUGCACACUUCAAAAUGGCCCUGCCUGUGACUUGCACAAUAUUGGAAGAAAUUUUUAAGAUCCAUUAAAAUUGUACAGGAACUAAUUGUUUAAAAAAUAUUGAAGCACAGAUCAACAGAACUGUGACACAAAUAGAUGGAUCUGCAUAUGCCCUUCAGGGUAAAAAAGUAUUUGUUUAGCAAAUUGUAAAAUUAAGCAAUGUUAAUUUGAUGUCUAUGAACAUGUAAGCUUUGCUUCCAAGAAAGCAAAAUUUUAAUAAACCAAUGCCAGAUUCUGAUUAUUAUAGUUGUGGUGUACAAAAUAUUACUUUGCUUUUGCUUAGCUUGCAUCCAUUUCUUCACAAAGUUUCCUCUAUAUUAACAGCUGAAAUCAUUCCAGUCUCUUCUUGGUCAUUUUUAGAAAUGACAGUAAAAUGCUAUGGUGCUUUUAAAUAUUCUGUAAAGUAAGAGUGAACUAAAUUUUUAUUUAAAGAUUGGUUUAUAUUUUUUUCCUACUUUGAUAGCCUCUCACUUACUGUCCUUGUUAAGGAGUCAUUCUUGUCUGGAAGACCAAUGUAUUUGGAUAAGGAAAAUCUCAAAAGGAAAUAGUAUUAUUUUUCACCCUGGUGUUUCAGGGAGUAUGUCAUAAGACUCCAUGUGUCUCAUGGAAGUGAGGGGACUGAAAACCUGACCCAGAGAGAGCACAAAAAGAGUGCGCAGUGGAAGAAUAGAAGUGUUCCUAACCUUGGACACUUGAAGAGGGAAACGUUUCACUCCCUGAGGCGAUGGAGUAUGUCCUAAGUGUCUUCCUUCAGAUACAUGGAAUUAUCCAUUCAACACUAGAAACAGCAGAGAAAUGUUUAGCGAAACACUGCUUCUCAAAUUUUUUUAGUGCCUCCAUCUAUACUGCAGAGCUCCACCUCUUUCAGAUCUAAACCACUUAUUUUUUUUGUCACCACUGUUAAUUUCUACUUAUAAACAGCAAGGUAAAUAAAUAAGGUUUGAAAAUGUU